Molecule: messenger RNA, 1440 nt
Organism: Lathyrus sativus (Indian pea)
Lineage: Eukaryota; Viridiplantae; Streptophyta; Magnoliopsida; Fabales; Fabaceae
Source: the annotation of a GenBank genome assembly
AUGGCUAAUGACAAAACAGAUGAGCCAGUGUUGUUGAAACUUCUAGUAGACACCGAGACCAACAAAGUUGUAUUUGCUGAGGCAGGAAAAGACUUUGUUGAUGUUCUCUGUAGCUUCUUAACAUUACCAUUAGGAACCAUUGCAAGACUUGUUCAGAAAGACUCAAACAUGGGACCUGUCAAAGUCGGUUGUCUUAACUCACUCUAUCAAAGUGUAGCCGAUCUUAGCACAAGAUAUUUCUUAACAAAGACACAUAAAAAAAUGUUACUGCAACCAAUAAACUCGUCACAAGAUUAUUGCAACUCUCUCAAACUUAACAUUGAUGAUACUCCGCCGUCUACAUACUUCUUAUGUACUAUAGUUGAUGAUGGCUGCUGCGGUAAUGGUUUAUACACUUCCUCUGAUAGUAAUUGUGCAGGUGGGAAUCCUUUGACUCAUUCAGUUUUCCCCAAACAUUUCCACAACGGAUUUGUUACAAGUAGUGCUUCUUUUGUUAUUACUGAUGAUUUGAUCGUCAUGCCAAACUCCAAGCAUGUUACAAGCUUUGGUUUACUCCAAAACUGUGGAAUAAAAACCACAAGUUCCUUAAAGGAAACAACUUUUGAAGUCACUAAGGAAAAGGUGCUGGAUCUUUUGAAGUGCGCUUUGAUUUCCAUGUCACCUUUAACAGAUACGUUUUUGGAAAACGAACCGUCCCUUGAAGAGUCAUCAACGAUUUCGAACUGUGAUGUUGAAGAUAAUGCUAAUAUCCAAAUUAAUGUAAAGCUAGUGAUAAGAAAAUCAGAUGGCAAGGUAUUGUAUGCUCAAGGGGAAGAAGAUUUUGUUGAUUUGCUAUUAACUUUUCUCACAUUUCCUUUGGGAGGAGUUGUAACCAAGAUAGGUGAAAAUUGUUCUUUGGGAAGUAUUGAUAGAUUGUACAGGAGCAUAGUUGAUUUAGAAGAAAACAAGUAUUUUAAGUCUACAAAAGCCAAGAAAAGGCUUGUUGAUCCUCAAGUUGCACCGCAAUUCAAACUAAGCAAUAACUUAUUACCUAUUCAACCAGAUAUGGAGUAUUAUUGUUAUUAUCACGGUAAAAGUUUCAAAGAAAGUAUUAUUGAUAAUCAAUUUUUCAUAAGUGAUGAAUAUAGGAAAGAUGAGAAAAACUGUAAAAAUAUGUUUCUACUAGAUAAUUUUAAAGCAUGGAGAGCAAGUCGAGAAGGUUAUGUGAAGGAAUUGAAAAUGUACGUGGCUACAGAUGACUUGAUCGUCACACAAUCGUCUCCAAUUUCAUCUUUAAAUUUAAUUGACAGUUCGGAAACUUCUCUUGAUGACUUGAAGGAAGAGGUUGUCACCAUUGGCCUUAAGGAGUGUCUUAGCAUAUUGAUGGCUGCAUUGACUUCAACAUCUGCUCUAACAAAUGGUUUAGCUCGCUUGUUAACUGAAGUUAAGGAAGAGAAAUAA